Messenger RNA from Erigeron canadensis, 4584 nucleotides. Its product is annotated as indole-3-acetaldehyde oxidase-like. The coding region runs from base 146 to 4201 and encodes 1351 amino acids. The transcript has 9 exons. The record is from RefSeq and is a predicted model, not a curated record. Lineage: Eukaryota; Viridiplantae; Streptophyta; Magnoliopsida; Asterales; Asteraceae. Gene Ontology annotation, molecular function: FAD binding; 2 iron, 2 sulfur cluster binding; oxidoreductase activity.
ACAUGUUUCCCACACGCCAAUAACCAAGUCAAAUCAACAAGAAAUUAAACCAAAUGGGAGAUGAUCAAGAAAUAUGUUUAUCUAGCUCCUUGCUAGACUACAUUUAUCAAUAAUAUAUCACUCUUAAUGUUAAAAAAAAAAAAAAAUGGAAGAAAACCAGCAAAAGCUAGUAUUUGCCAUCAAUGGAGAACGUUUUGAACUCUCAAGCGUUGACCCGUCAACAACAUUGCUUCAGUUCUUGCGUUCUCGCACUCGUAUCAAGGGUCCUAAACUUGGUUGCGGUGAAGGUGGUUGUGGUGCUUGUAAUGUUCUACUGUCCAAGUUUGACUCCAACCUCAAUCAAGUUGAAGAUUCCAGAGUGAGUUCAUGUCUUACACUUCUUUGCAGCAUAAACGGGUGCUCAAUUACUACAACCGAAGGACUUGGGAACAGCAAAGAUGGAUUUCAUUCUAUUCACCAACGUUUUGCAGGCUUUCAUGCAUCUCAGUGCGGUUUUUGCACUCCAGGGAUGUGUGUCUCACUCUUCUCGGCACUUGUCAACGCAGAAAAAACCCAUCGACCAGAACCGGCUCCUGGCUUGUCCAAACUCACUGUCUCAGAAGCCGAAAAGUCAAUUUCUGGGAAUCUAUGCCGGUGCACUGGUUAUCGACCCAUUGUUGAUGUAUGCAAAAGUUUUGCCGCUGAUGUUGAUAUGGAAGAUUUGGGGCUUAAUGCAUUCUGGACAAAGGAUGCCAAACUUAGUAAAUUACCUUUUUAUGAUCCAAAAGAGAUAUGUACUUAUCCCGAGUUUUUGAAAAUCGAAUCCAAGUCUCCAAUGGUUUUGACAUAUCAGAAUAGGUCUUGGGAUACUCCAGUUUCUAUGGAAGAACUUGGGAGCUUGUUGGAAGCUGCAAAAGGUGUGGCAGUUAAGUUGGUUGCUGGUAACACGGGAAUUGGUUACUAUAAGGAAACGAAGCAGUAUGAUAAGUACAUUGAUCUAAGGUUUAUCCCCGAGCUUUCUAUAAUAAACAGAGAUGACUCACAGAUAGAAGUUGGAGCAACCGUUUCAAUUUCUAAAUUAAUCGUGGCUUUAAAAGAAGAAAAAAAUGGUGAUAAUUGCUCGGAAGGUAAUAUGGUUUUCAAAAAAAUUGCUUCCCACUUUGAGAAAAUUGCUUCUGAAUCCGUUCGAAAUUCAGCAAGUAUAGGUGGAAAUUUGGUAAUGGCUCAAAGGCAAAGUUUUCCUUCUGAUAUCGCCACUGUACUUAUUGCUGUGAAAUCAAAAGUCACUAUCCUCAUAGGGACCGAAAAGGAAAAUAUCACAUUAGAGGAGUUUCUGAAAAAACCUGGUUUGGAUUCAAGAAGUGUGCUUAUGAGUGUGCAAAUCCCAUGCUUGAAACCAACCAAAAAUAGCUGCCUUUUAGAAUGCUGCUUUAGAUUCAAGAAGGAUAGUCCUAAACUUUUAUUUGAAACUUAUCGUGCUUCACCACGCCCUCUUGGGAAUGCAUUGCCUUAUUUAAAUGCUGCUUUUUUGGCUGAUGUUUCUUCAUGUGACAGUGGCGUUGUUAUAAACAGUAUUCAGUUAGCUUUUGGUGCUUUUGGGGUUAAACAUGCAAUCAGGGCGAGCACGGUUGAAAAUCAUGUUGUGGGAAAAACGCUAAGUGUUGGUUUAUUAUAUGAAACUCUCAAAUUGGUAAGGGAGGCCAUUUCACCUGAAAAUGGGACAUCCCAUCCUGCUUAUCGAUCAAGCUUGGCUGUUAGCUUUUUGUUUGACUUCCUCGUACCAAUGCUUGAUUCUUACGGCUCCAUUCCUAAAUCCAAUUACAGCUCUCCUGAACUUUGUUCAAAAAUGACAUUUAAUGAUUGUGAAAGAACGACAUUAUUGUCAUCAGCAAAGCAGGUGGUAGAAUCGAGCGAUGAAUAUUACCCUGUUGGCCAACCAAUCAUAAAGUCUGGUGCAGCCAUCCAAGCUUCUGGUGAAGCUGUAUAUGUAGAUGACAUUCCUUCGCCAUUGAACUGCCUUCAUGGAGCAUUCAUUUACAGCACCAAACCAUUGGCACGGGUAGAGGGCAUUAAGUUAAAGUCUAAAACAGAUGUAAAUGCUGUUAUUACAUUUCAAGAUAUACCAGAAGGUGGGGAUAAUAUUGGAUCUAAGUGCUUAUUUGGUCCUGAACCUCUUUUUGCCGAUGAGCUUACCGAAUCUGCUGGCCAGCGUAUAGCAUUUUUGGUCGCAGAUACACAGAAGAAUGCAGAUAUGGUAGCUGAAAUGGCGAUGAUUGAUUACAACACCAAGGACUUAGAGCCACCUAUAUUAACUGUUGAAGAGGCGGUUGAGAAAUCGAGCUUUUUUGAAGUCCCUUCAUUCAUACGUCCGUCUGAAAUUGGAGAUUUCUCAGAGGGAAUGACUGAAUCUGAUCACCAAAUCCACUCAGCGGAGAUUACACUUCCAUCGCAGUACUAUUUCUAUAUGGAGACACAAACUGCAUUAGCUAUCCCAGAUGAAGACAACUGCAUGGUGGUGUACAGUUCCACUCAGUUCCCCCAGUAUGCACAAAGUGUGAUUGCACGGUGUCUUAACAUUCCUGAACAUAAUGUCCGGGUAAUUACAAGAAGAGUUGGAGGAGGGUUUGGUGGGAAGUCUUAUAAAUCUAUGCCUGUUGCGACAGCAUGUGCACUUGCAGCAUACAAAUUAAGACGCCCGGUAAGAACAUAUGUCAACCGGAAAACUGACAUGAUAAUGGCAGGAGGACGACAUCCCAUGAAGAUAAAUUACACAGUUGGGUUCAAAUCAAAUGGGAAAAUCACAGCCCUACAUCUUGAUAUUUUAGUCGACGCUGGGAUGUCGCUCGAUGUAAGCCCUAUAAUCCCAUUGAGUUUUAUUAGGGCACUCAAGAAGUACAACUUUGGUGCCUUGUCAUUCGACAUUAAAUUAUGUAAAACAAACCAUACUAGUAAAUCCAUAAUGCGCGGUCCAGGAGAAGUACAAGGGUCUUUUAUAGCUGAAGCGGUGAUAGAACAUAUUGCGAGUGUGCUUUCUCUAGAGGUUGGUUCUGUCAGGGAGACAAACUUCCAUAAUUUUGACAGCCUUCAGUUAUUUUAUGGUGCAAGUGCUGGUGAGCCUUUGGAAUAUACUUUACCAACUAUAUGGGAUAAGUUAAAGGAAUCUUCAAACUUUGACUAUAGAGUCGAAAUCAUCAACAAAUUCAAUGAGUGUAAUAUGUGGCGAAAGAGAGGACUUUCUCGAGUACCCAUUUUGCACGAGGUGUCACUAAGACCCACGCCUGGCAGAGUAAGUAUUUUACUGGAUGGUUCAGUUGUGGUAGAAGUUGGUGGUAUUGAGUUGGGUCAGGGGCUAUGGACCAAGAUUAAACAAAUGACUGCAUAUUGUCUUAGUGCGGUGCAAUGUGAUGGAGCCGAUGGGAUCUUGGAGAAACUACGGGUCAUACAAGCAGAUACGUUGAGUAUGAUUCAAGGCGGUCUUACGGCUGGAAGUACUACUUCUGAAGCAAGCUGUGAAGCAGUUAGACUUUGCUGUAAUGUUUUGGUUGAAAGACUUGUUCCUUUAAAAGAAAAACUAGAAGAACAAAUGGGCACAGUUAAAUGGGAAUAUCUUAUUACGCAGGCUGAUUCCCAAUCCAUCAAUUUAUCAGCAAGCUCAUAUUUUGUGCCCGAGAAUACGUCCAGUGGAUACCUUAAUUACGGUGCUGCAGUUAGUGAGGUGGAGGUGAAUAUUCUGACCGGAGAAACAAAAAUUUUGCAAGCAGACUUAAUAUAUGAUUGUGGAAAGAGUUUGAAUCCUGCUGUCGAUUUGGGACAGAUUGAAGGGUCUUUUGUGCAAGGGAUCGGGUUUUUUAUGCUUGAAGAGUAUCUUACAAACUCAGAUGGCUUGGUUGUGGCGGACAGCACAUGGACAUACAAGAUACCGACGAUUGACACCAUGCCCAGCAAACUCAAUGUGCAAAUACUAAACAGCGGACAUCAUAAAAAGCGUGUUCUCUCUUCAAAAACUUCUGGAGAAGCACCGUUACUUCUUGCAGCUUCUGUUCAUUGUGCAACAAGAGCCGCGAUUAAAGAAGCAAGAAACCAACUAUCUUCUUGGAAGGGUUUAGAACCAGAUCAUUCAGUUUUCCAGUUAGAUGUUCCUGCUACCUUGCCAGUGGUGAAGACAUUGUGCGGGCUUGAUAAUGUGGACUUUUACCUUCAGAGCUUGUUGUCUAGCUCAUAAAAAUGGUAGCCUUUGCUGUUACAAGGUUAUUUGUUGAGGUUGAUGGUUGCUAGAUAUGUAGUUUGUAUCCUCAUCAAUAAGCAUUAUCAAUAAUUGUAGGGCUAAUUAUUUGGAAAGUUAAGACUUUACCAGGGUAACCUUUCACCCAGAUAUCUUUACUGGGUCUGAACAAAAAACAUCAUUUCGGUGGGACAAAACUUGGAAAAACAACUAUUGUGGUUAAAGUGACCUAUAAACUGUGCUGAUGUGUAUCCAGUUUUGUUCAGACCUAGUAAAGAUAUGUGGAACAAGUUUGGAUACAAUUCAGGUAAUUAGCCCUAAGUUAUAAUAUGAUGUCCUUUAUAUUAUGAUUCUUAAUCAAUAUAUUUUGUGGGUUUCCUGAA